UAAUUAACAAAAACUUGUUGAAACAGUAAGGGAAUUCAGCAAGAAACAAUGUUAAUGUAUAAAACCCAACAGCUUUCCUAUAUCUACACCUGCAGCUCCCAUCUUCCACCCCGGUAGAACCUCCACGCUGGGAUCGAGGGGCGUCAGGGCAGGCUCAGGGGUUGUGGAUCUGGUGGCCAUAAAGGAAUAGGGUGGAGGUCCCAGGUAAAAUUGUAACUUACUGCUAUAUAAUUUCAAUCCUAAAUACUUGGGUAGUCAUGCCUUUUCUUUUACAAAAUCAAUUUCCUAUAUAACUCCAGAAUUUUUUCACUCUUCACCCAAGUAACGUAAUUUUAAUAUUUUCAAUAUCCAAUCCGUAUUCAAGUUCCCUAAUUGUCUCAAAAUUGCUUACAAAAAAAAUACUGUUUGAAUCGGAAGCCAGUAGAAGGCCCCGCUUUGAGGUUGGCUGUAGAGUUCAAGUUUAACCCUUACCCUCUUCAAUGGGACGGAACCUGGGCAGGAGACUUUUUUCUAAACGGAAACCCAACGGUGACGUCAAACGUAACACGGAGGUCCACGGGAAAUAUAGUCUAGAAUCUCUCGGUUGGCCGCUCGGCGUCUUUUGCGCGUGUGCAGCCGUAGCCCCGCUUCCUCAUUGGUCCUUUCUGGCGCCUAGCAAGGGGUCUGGGAGGUCCGGAUCUGCUGAGAGAGUGAAGGGUGAGCGCCUGGGGCCCAGAGGCCCCAUGCCUACAGGGAGGAUGAUCCCCAACUGGAGUGCUGAGCUUUUCGGAGGUGAAUCAAGGAGCUGCAAGGCAGCUGGGUCUCGCAAGCCCUGUUCCCUUUCUGUCCCCUCAGCUGAGCCACAGCUUUCUACACUCUUCCCAGAGCUGCAGAAAAUGAACAUACCUCAGGGGUCAGUGUCAUUCAAGGACGUGACUGUGGAGUUCACCCAGGAGGAGUGGUGGGCCCUCGGCCCUGCGCAGAGGACCCUGUACAGAGAUGUCAUGCUGGAGAACUACAGCCACCUCGUCUCAGUGGGGUGCUGCUUUACAAAACCAGAACUGAUCUUCACAUUGGAACACGUAGAAGAUCCAUGGUUAUUAAAGAAAGAAUUUCCAGGCAGAAGUUCUCAAGAAGAAUCCCAACCUGAUCAAUUCUCAGAGAAGAGCCUAGAAAACCAAGGCAAACAUUUGUGGCAAGUUUUAUUCACCAACAAAGCAUUGACUACAGAGCAAGAAAUUUUGGGAAAACCAUGUAACCUGGCUAUAAACAUUUUUCCUGCCAGAUCAGUGCCAUCUAAAUUUAACACUACAAGACCUUACUUGUGUCUCAGCUCACUGGCCUCACACUGUCAGUGUUCAAGAGAGAAGGCUCAUGAACUUAAUGUAUGCGAAAAAUGGCUCCUCAGUAUUAAGGAAAGCAGAAGUAAAAGUGGAGAGAAACCUUUUAUUUAUAGAAAAAAUGUGAAAGCCUUUAGUCAUAAAGAGGAAGAUGUUCCACAUCAGACAAUUCAGACUUUACAGCAAGCAUUUGAAUAUAAUGAAUGUGGAAAAGUUUUCCUUAAAGAGACCUCCCUCAGUUCAUCUAAGAGUACCCACCGAAAAGUGAAAUUACAUAAAUUCAGUAAGUCUGGGGAAAAACAAUGUGAUAAAUCAACACUGAUAGUCUCUCAUGGCAGUAAUUCAGAGAAGAGUCACUGUGAGUUUAAUGAAUAUGAGUAUACUGAAAACAGAAAUAAUUUGAGUAGGAUCACUCAAAGAACUGACCCAGAAGGGAAAUCUUUAAGCCAAACAUCACACAUUAGAGAACAUCAGAAAAUUCAUACAGAGGUGAAACCUUUUGAACAUGGAAAUAGUUUCCACCAUAAUUCAGCCCUCCCAGUACAUCAGAGAACUCACAUGAGAGACAAAUCCUCUGAUUAUGACACAUGUACCAAGACAUUGGGUUACCAGUCAACUUUAAAUGUACAUCACAGAACUCACAUAGCAGUAAGAAGCUAUGAGUGUAAUGAAUGUGGAAAAUCCUGCUCUACGAAUUCACACUUAAUUCAGCCUCAGGAAAGCCACACAGGGGAGAAACCCUAUGAAUGUCAUGAAUGUGGGAAAGCUUUCAGUGAGAAGUCACGUCUAAGAAAACAUCAGAGAACUCACAUAGGAGAAAAGCCCUAUAAAUGUGAUGAAUGUGAGAAAGCUUUCAGUGCAAAGUCAGGUCUAAGAGUACAUCACAGAACUCAUACAGGGGAGAAACCCUUUGAAUGUAAUGAAUGUGGGAAAUCUUUCAACUACAAGUCAAUCCUCAUAGUACAUCAGAGAACUCACACAGGGGAGAAACCUUUUAAAUGUAAUGAAUGUGGGAAAUCUUUCAGCCACAUGGCAGGCCUAAGGAAUCAUCAGAGAACUCACACUGGAGAAAGACCAUAUAAAUGUGAUGAAUGUGGGAAGGCUUUUAAACUGAAGUCAGGUCUAAGAAAACAUCAUAGAACUCACACAGGGGAGAAGCCCUAUAAAUGCAAUCAAUGUGGGAAAGCUUUUGGUCAGAAAUCACAACUCAGAGGACAUGAUAGAAUUCACACAGGGGAGAAACCCUACAAAUGUAAUCAUUGUGGGGAAGCUUUUAGCCAGAAAUCAAACCUGAGAGUACAUCACAGAACUCACACUGGGGAGAAACCCUAUAAAUGUGAUGAGUGUGGGAAAACUUUCAGGCAGAAAUCAAACCUCAGAGGACAUCAAAGAACUCACACUGGGGAGAAACCCUAUAAAUGUAAUGAGUGUGGAAAAGCUUUCAGUGAGAAGUCAGUUCUAAGAAAACAUCAGAGAACUCACACAGGAGAGAAGCCCUAUAAUUGUAAUCACUGCGGAGAAGCUUUCAGCCAGAAAUCAAACCUCAGGGUACAUCAGAGAACUCACACAGGGGAGAAACCCUAUAAAUGUGAUAAAUGUGGGAAAACUUUCAGUCAGAAAUCAAGCCUUAGAGAACAUCAGAAAGCCCAUAGGGAAUUAAACAUUCAUACUGGAGAGAAAUUUUAUGAACAUAAUAGAAAGGGGAAAGCCAUCAGUUACAAGAAAAAGCUUCCUGACCAUCAGAAAACUCACUCUGAGGUAAAACGCUAUAAAUGUAAUGAAUGUGGAAAAUCCUUCUGUCAAAAAGGGCAUCUCAUUCAACAUCUGAGAACUCACACUGGAGAGAAGCCAUUUGAAUGUAAUGAAUGUGGAAAAACUUUCUCCCAGAAGUCACACCUCAGUACACAUCAGAGAAUUCACACAGCAGAGAAACCCUAUAAAUGUAAUGAAUGUGGGAAAACAUUUGUCCAGAAAUCAACCCUCAGGGGACAUCAGAGAAUUCAUACAGGAGAGAAACCCUAUGAAUGUAACGAAUGUAGGAAAACUUUUGUUCAAAAGUCAACCCUCAGAGAUCAUCAUAGAAUUCACACAGGGGAAAAAUCUUUUCAGUGUCAUGAGUGUGGGAAAACUUUUGGCCAAAAGUCAAACCUCAGAAUACAUCAGAGAACUCACAGUGGUGAGAAAACUUACCAAUGUAAUGAAUGUGAAAAAUCCUUCUGGCGAAAAGACCAUCUCAUUCAACAUCAGAAAACACACACAGGUGAGAAACCAUUUAAAUGUAAUGAAUGUGGGAAAACUUUCGCCCGGACAUCAACCCUCAGAGUGCAUCAGAGAAUUCACACUGGGGAGAAACCAUUUAAAUGUAAUGAAUGUGGGAAAAAAUUUGUCCGGAAGGCAAUCCUUAGUGAUCAUCAGAGAAUUCAUACAGGGGAGAAACCCUUUCAAUGUAAUAAAUGUGGAAAAACUUUUGGACAGAAAUCAAAUCUCAGAAUCCAUCAGAGAACUCGGGAGAAAUUUUACAACUGCAGUGAAUACAGAAAAUUGUAUAAGUCAACUCUAAAUGUAUGCCAGGGAAUUCAGGGAAGGGGAAAACCUUACUGAUAUAACUGGAAAAUCUUUCUGGCUAAAGGAUCAGCCCAUAUGACAUCAGAAAAUUCACACAGAAAAGAACCCAUAUAAAUAUGAAUACAGAAAGAAUUUUGUCCAAAAGGCAAUCCUGAGGGUGUAUCAGAGAAUUCACAAUAGCUUCUAAUUUUUUUAAAGUACUAUGGAAAGCCCUUUUUGAAUGAAGUCAUGCCCUUUUCAGUAACUAUCACACAUCACAUGGAUGGGUAAUCUCACUAGUAAGAAUUUAAUUUUUUUCUCUUAAGUAUAUAACUAACCUAAUUUCCCAGUCUCCCUUUCAUCUGAGUGGGGCUUUUUGACUAGCAAGUGCACUCUGGAUGCCCAUGAUGUAUGCCACAAGCAGUUCUGAUAAAUAAAACAUCCCUGGCAGGCUAUCAGGCUCCUCAGAAUAAAAUGGAAAUGGCUUCCAGGACAAUCUUGGGCACCAUGCUAUAACAUAGCAUAGCACAAGAUAAAAGCCUGAAGUUUGUGGAACAGAAUUCUCUUCCAUAUCUUUAUCAUUUGAACAUUUUGUGAGCAAUAAGCAAGCAUAUAUUCUGUUCAGACCCAAACAUGUUUGGGUCUGUUUUUACACAUAAUAUCUGCUAGGAAGCAGAAAAUAUAAGCGAAGCUAAUUUCACCCAGAGAAUGCAAAUCUUAUUACAGGGUUGGUGUGUCAAGGAGUUCCUCAAAAAUCACCAGGAAGUAUGUAAAAAAGGCAUCCUUUCAAUGUAGUGAAAUAUACGGCAUCACCUUAUACAGGUGAAUCUAAGAAGUUGUAAGGUUUGUUUUUUGGUUGGGUGGUGAAGAGCUGUUAAUGCAACUAAAUAAAUGUGGUUUGCUUCAUGACAAGCCACUUUCCCUUCACAUCUGCUACCUUCAUAUACCCCAGCUGCUUUAAGGGGAAAGGGGUUUUUUGGACUCCAAAGGGAGCCCAAGGCCAUUGGCACCCACCUAAGUAUUCUGGGAAAUUUUGAGGAAGGGGAGGGACUUAAGACUUUUAUGGCUCUUUGGUUACAGAUACUCAAGUGAACAUCUUCCCACAGAGGCAGGAGUAUUUCGAUUUAGAUAGUCAUUAGAGCAGGGUUUACAGUAAGGAAGGGAAAUGAAUGUGAUCAUAUGAAUAAGUGGGGCCAGUGCAGUGUACUGUGUUUA
Molecule: messenger RNA, 5078 nt
Organism: Manis javanica (Malayan pangolin)
Lineage: Eukaryota; Metazoa; Chordata; Mammalia; Pholidota; Manidae
Biological process (GO): regulation of cytokine production; negative regulation of transcription by RNA polymerase II; regulation of immune system process
Cellular component (GO): nucleoplasm
Molecular function (GO): RNA polymerase II cis-regulatory region sequence-specific DNA binding; DNA-binding transcription repressor activity, RNA polymerase II-specific
Source: RefSeq, a predicted model, not a curated record